Messenger RNA from Silurus meridionalis, 1641 nucleotides. RefSeq names its product ankyrin repeat domain 29 (gene ankrd29). NCBI's taxonomy places the organism in Eukaryota, Metazoa, Chordata, Actinopteri, Siluriformes, Siluridae. Gene Ontology annotation, molecular function: protein binding. The record is from RefSeq and is a predicted model, not a curated record. Bases 224 to 1132 code for a protein of 302 amino acids. The transcript is spliced from 10 exons.
AGAAACCUGAUCUCAGAUGCGCCCUUUGCAGUGAUCAGGCUACAGGAGCUGGAGAACCGCCUUCCUGCUGCCUCUCACUCUGCUCUGUGCACCAGGACUAUUCAUCUAAAAUCUUUUUUUUCUGGAUAUUUAUAUUCUCGCAAUAAUGCUUAUUUAGGCUGCGUCCCGAACCGCAUACUAUAUUUAUUUAUUGGCAAAAAAAAUACUACGACGUAUUGUAAAGAUGAAUGCUCGCAUCUGGGAGAUGAAGGAAACACCCUUGGCGAACGCUGCGUUUUGGGCAGCCAGGAAGGGGAAUCUGGCUCUUCUUCAGCUGUUGCUAAACAGUGGCCGUGUGGACAUCGACUGCAAAGACACUUAUGGUACCUCAGCUCUGAUGGUGGCCUCCUACAGUGGCCAUUAUGACUGUGUGAGGGAGCUCAUCAUGCAAGGGGCUGACAUCAACCUGCAGAGGGAGACAGGUUCUACAGCCCUGUUCUUCGCAGCACAGCAGGGGCACAAUGACAUCGUCAAGCUCCUGUUUGAGUUCGGAGCUUCCACAGAAUUCCAGACCAAGGACGGUGGUACGGCCCUAUGUUCUGCCUGCCAGAGUGGUCACUCCAAAGUAGUGGAGACGCUGCUCAAGAAUGGAGCCAACAUCCAUGACCAGCUUAGUGACGGUGCCACUCCCCUGUUUCUAGCCUCUCAGGAAGGUCAUGUGACCAUCGUCCGUCAGCUGUUGUCAUCCGGAGCCAAAGUAAACCAGCCUCGUGAGGAUGGCACCACACCCCUGUGGAUAGCAGCCCAGAUGGGACACAGCGAAGUUGUGAAAGUUCUGCUACUGCGUGGCGCUGAACGAGAUGCUUUCAGAAACGACGGCUCCACUGCACUGUUCAAAGCUGCACACAACGGACACUAUAACGUCAUAGAGGAGCUUCUAAAGUUCAGCCCGUCUCUUGGCCUUCUGAAGAAUGGUUCUACGGUGCUUCAUGCUGCUGUCAUGGGCGGAGAUCUGAAAACUGUGAAGCUUCUGCUGAAUGCAAAUGCCGAUCCUACUUUACGCAAUCAGAAUCAUGAGCUACCAGAGGAUCUCACAAAGAACGAGCGCAUCCUGAGGAUUCUGCGGCUGCAGUUCUUAAAUGGAGAAAGUUGAUGAUUGUUCCUCUUGGCCUUUAGAGUUUUAUAGCCUUUGUUUUUUCUUUUGCCUGACCUAAAAAUGCACUAAAAACCAAGCCAAAAAUGGUGCCUGAUUUUAUUUUCAGCUUUAAAAACCGUCGACAAGAAAUUCAUGAUUGCAAACAAACAGCAUCUUUGUGGAAAAACUGUAAAUUCAUUUUAAUUUGGCAUGCCACACUACUGUUGAAGAUGGUGCAGUUAAGAUCCCUGCUAUAUCUUACAAAAAUGGUGCAACCAUAGAUUUUUAUAGCAAAGAAAACCAUAGCAAAGAAAAAUCAAACCCGGUCUAUCCAUAAUAACUCACCCACAAUCAUAUAGCUGUUUAAGUUUGAAGCUUUAUGCUGUGUUUUUCUGAACUACAGUUAUUGCAUUUGGUAUUUGAAUUUGUUUAACUACUGGUGCUUAAAUAUUGUAAAGUAUUUUGCAAAAUGUAUCUGUGAAAAGUGUGUCAAACUGUAUAUUUGUGAAAUAAAUACUGCAAUGAAA